Molecule: messenger RNA, 1186 nt
Organism: Microtus oregoni (creeping vole)
Lineage: Eukaryota; Metazoa; Chordata; Mammalia; Rodentia; Cricetidae
Gene: Alkbh2
Product: alkB homolog 2, alpha-ketoglutarate dependent dioxygenase
Exons: 3
Coding region: 347-1177 (276 amino acids)
Biological process (GO): DNA repair
Source: RefSeq, a predicted model, not a curated record
CCUUCGCGUGGAGCCUCAUACCCUGGGUCUCUCCAGUGGAGCUACUCUCCUGUGUCAGUCCCAUCCCCUGGGCGCAGGCCAGAGACACCCUGUUAUUCUGGGUGACUCUGGGCGAACCCCGUGCUCGGCACCUCUUCCCAUAUGUAGCGUUUGCAGCCCGAGCAGGCGAAUUCCGAAGGGGGCGGGGCCUGGGACUGUGCCUCCGAUCCCAGCAGUUGGCAACAGAGGCAGGAGGAUUGUACUGUGGAGGUCAGCUUGUGCUACGAAAACGUAAACAGGAGAGCAGGCCUGCGGGGUUUGCAAGCUCACCACUUGGAUAGGGACCGCCAGGCAGUUCCUAGUUUUAAUGCCCUCUGUUUCCUUUGUAGACGUGUCUGUGGCACGCGGGUGGAGCACUGAGCCUGGGGGGCCCCGCUCGCGUGGCCACUCACCUCCACGGCUGUGCAGGGGCGGCGGGAUGGACAGGUUCCUGGUGAGGCCCGACUCGGGCGACCUCCGAGGGGGAGGGGAGGAGCCAGUCCCGUCGGGAGGAGCCUCGGGCGGCCAGUCGAGCCCCAGCUGGCAGCACCUUCGCGCGCAAGGUCUGAAUUGUGAUUACACCAUCCUGUUUGGCAAAGCCGAAGCAGACGAGAUCUUCCGAGAGUUGGAGCAAGAAGUGGAGUAUUUUACUGGUGCACUGGCCAAGGUCCAAGUAUUUGGAAAGUGGCACAGCGUUCCCAGGAAGCAGGCAACCUACGGAGACGCUGGACUGACAUAUACCUUCUCUGGUCUUACACUGACACCAAAGCCCUGGAUUCCAGUUCUAGAGCGUGUUCGAGAUCGGAUCUUCGGGGUGACAGGGCAGACCUUCAACUUUGUGCUCAUUAACAGGUACAAAGAUGGUUGCGACCACAUCGGGGAACACAGAGAUGAUGAAAGAGAACUGGCUCCUGGGAGUCCCAUUGCAUCUGUCUCCUUUGGGGCCUGCAGAGACUUCCUCUUCCGGCACAAAGACUCUCGAGGAAAGACACCCCGGCAGACAGUGGAGGUAGUCAAGCUGCAGCUGGCCCAUGGAAGCCUACUGAUGAUGAACCACCCCACCAAUACCCACUGGUACCACAGUCUCCCCAUCCGCAAGAAGGUCCUAGCUCCUCGGGUCAACUUGACUUUUCGGAAAAUUUUACCUACUAAGAAAUAAAACAUUUUC